Elaeis guineensis (African oil palm) is the source of this 1464-nucleotide messenger RNA. RefSeq names its product gibberellin 3-beta-dioxygenase 1. NCBI's taxonomy places the organism in Eukaryota, Viridiplantae, Streptophyta, Magnoliopsida, Arecales, Arecaceae. The record is from RefSeq and is a predicted model, not a curated record.
UUCCUCCACUCCCUCACCACUCACCAUGCCUCCCCUCUCCGAUGAGCCCCACCCUCACCACACCCUCCGCCUCCACCACCCUCGCCACUUCCAGUUCGAGUCCAUCCGUAAGGUCCCAGACUCCCACGCAUGGCCCGACCUCCAUGACCACCCGUCCGUCGAGCCGUCCGGGCCAGACUCCGUGCCCGUGGUCGACCUUGCCAGCCCCGACGCCCUUCUGCUCGUGGGCAGGGCCUGCCAGGAUUUUGGCGUGUUCCAGAUCACUAGCCAUGGCAUCCCCACGGACCUCCUUGACCGCCUCGAGUCCCAAAUCCGGCGACUCUUCUCCCUUCCCACCCACCAGAAGCUCAAGGCCGCUCGUUCUCCCGGUAGCAUCUCAGGCUACGGCCUCGUCCCCAUCUCUUCUUUCUUCCCCAAACUCAUGUGGUCCGAGGGCUUCACCAUCGCCGGCUCCCCUCUCGAGCAUGCUCGCAAGCUGUGGCCCAACGAAUCCUACGCUGAAUUCUGUAAUGUAAUAGAAGAAUACAGCAAGGUGAUGAAGAAGCUGGCCGGAAGGUUGAUGCACUUGAUGCUUCUUUCCCUGGGCCUCACGGAGGAGGAUAUCAGUUGGGCCGGCCCCACAAAAGACUCGGGAGACUUAUCCACCGUGAUGCAGCUCAACUCCUAUCCGGCCUGCCCCGAGCCAGACCGUGCCGUGGGCCUCGCCGCCCACACCGACUCGAGUCUCCUCACCGUGCUCUACCAGAGCAGAACGAGCGGUCUCCAAGUUCUCCGGCCCGACCCACCCAGGUGGGUGACCGUGCCUCCCCUUCCCGGCGUCCUCAUCGUCCACGUCGGCGACCUCUCUCACAUCCUCUCCAAUGGCCGGUUUCGAAGCGUCCUACACCGGGCCGUCGUCAACCGGACGCACCACCGUCUCUCCGCGGCGUAUAUAUGCGGGCCGCCGGCCCAUGUCAAAGUGUCACCGGUCAAAAAGCUCCUUGGCCCGAGCCAGGGCCCGGCCUACCGGGCAGUGACAUGGCCCGAGUACCUCGCCCUCAAAGGGAAGCUCUUCAACGAGGCUCUUGCUUCGAUAAAACUUUGCGAAGAGCAAUGGGAGGAUCGCAGCAACUAACGAUAUUUACCUCCUUUCAACGCUAAUCGUUUUGAGGGUGCUCACGUAUUCACGUCUGGCUGGGAAGCAAAGGCAUAAGCAUCAUAAUUCAUAAGACUAGGAGUGAGAGAGCAUUGAAAUUGUGGAAAGAGGACUGGGGAGUGAAUUUGUUCCUUCCUGUUAACUGUACGUGUUGGUUUCGAGAGACGAUGUGGCCAGCAAGGCCAAGGAGGAGCUAAGGAUCAAAUCAGAUCAGAUCAGAUGAGUGAGGACAAGGAGUGCAUGCAAACAAAACGUCCUUGUUCCCAUGUUGUCUUUGGCUCUUCGAGAAAAAGUAGGAAAAUUUUAAAAAAUGCGGAAGAGAUUUGGAA